AUGCAGUGCCAAAGACUUAAUCGUGAACUCAAAGACUAUUUCAGCAGAAGCUACGGCCUAAACAGGCGAUCCUUGCUAAACGAUUCAAGAUACUUCCAUGUCAUUGGUGGUCUUCCUCAAGAUGCAAUGCAUGAUAUCCUUGAAGGAGUGCUCCAGUACUGUGUAAAGGAAGUGUUGAAGGUCUACAUUAUGGAAAAGAAAUUCCUCACACUGCAAGAAUUGAAUAAGAGAAUUGUUUCAUUCGAAAAUGGAUACCAUAAUGCAUCAAAUAAGCCUGCUAAGAUAUUGAGACAGAAACUGUUUUCAGAUGAUCAUAAUCUAAAACAGCAUGCAAAUGAGAUGUGGUGUCUAUCCCUAUAUCUUCCUUUCUUAAUUGGUGAAUGUGUUCCUGAUAAGGAUGAGCAUUGGGACCUGUUCUGUCUACUACAAAUUAUUCGAAUUGUAUUUUCACCAACAAUAAGCAAGGAACAAAUCCCUUACCUUCAGGUCUUGAUACAGCAACACCACGAAAAAUUCAAGGAACUGUUUCCAGACUGCCCAAUCAUACCCAAAAUGCAUUAUAUGGUACAUAUGCCAAGGACCAUUCUUCGGUAAUAAUACAG
Messenger RNA from Dendronephthya gigantea, 602 nucleotides. RefSeq lists its product as uncharacterized. The transcript is spliced from 2 exons. The record is from RefSeq and is a predicted model, not a curated record. The coding region runs from base 1 to 594 and encodes 197 amino acids. NCBI's taxonomy places the organism in Eukaryota, Metazoa, Cnidaria, Anthozoa, Malacalcyonacea, Nephtheidae.